Nicotiana attenuata is the source of this 2543-nucleotide messenger RNA. Its product is annotated as leucine-rich repeat receptor-like protein kinase PXC1. Lineage: Eukaryota; Viridiplantae; Streptophyta; Magnoliopsida; Solanales; Solanaceae. Bases 232 to 2265 code for a protein of 677 amino acids. The transcript is spliced from 2 exons. Gene Ontology annotation, biological process: protein phosphorylation. Gene Ontology annotation, molecular function: ATP binding; protein binding; protein kinase activity. The record is from RefSeq and is a predicted model, not a curated record.
UACACAAAUUCAACUCUUUCGAACUGUUCUUUUUUCUUAAAUUUCACACUAUGUCACUAUCUAAUCUACAAUGUACACAAAUUCAACAACUUUUUUUUGUACUGUUUUGUUCCUUAAAUUUCACACAAUCUAAUCCACAAUUCAACUUGUUUGUUUUCUUCCUAACUUUUUUAAAAAACUCAACUCCUCUUUACUCCCCACUUCCCGCUCUUUAUGCCUUAAACCCCAAAAAUGAACCGUUUUUCCUCCUCCUCCGCCAUUCUCCUCCUUACAUUUCUCAUCUCCACCACCAUCACCGCCGCUACCGCCGCCGUCAACGACAACGACACCGCCGCACUGCUCCUCUUCCGUUCUCAAACAGACAUCCACGGCACUCUCCUACACAAUUGGACUCUUCCAACUAACUCCACCACCGCAUGCACCGCCGCAUGGCUCGGUAUAAAAUGCAUAAACCACCGUGUCUCCGCCGUGAUCCUCCCUUCCUUCAACCUCCGGGGACCCAUCACUGCUCUCUCUUCGCUACCCUUCCUCCGCCUUCUUGACCUCCGUAACAACCGCCUUAACGGUACUCUCACACCCAUUACCCAAUGCAUCAACCUUAAGCUCAUUUACCUCUCCGGCAACGACUUUUCCGGCGAAAUUCCGCCGGAAAUUUCCUCCCUCCACCGUCUCCUCCGCCUCGACAUUUCCAACAACAAUCUCGAAGGUCCAAUUCCAACCCAAAUAUCAAACCUCACCCGUUUACUCACACUCCGUUUACAAAACAAUGAACUUUCCGGAACUAUUCCAAGAAUCUUGAAUUCACUUCAAAAUCUUAAAGAACUAAACUUUUCGAAUAAUGAGCUUUUUGGGUCUGUUCCAAAGAGUUUAUACAACCGUUUUGGCGAAAAUAGUUUUGCUGGAAAUGAAGGUUUAUGUGGAAUUGGCAAUUUACCUCAGUGUUCAUACAUAGGUGAAACAGAAUCACCACAAACAGUUCCUUCAAAUCCAACUUCUUUACCUUCAAUUUCAACUGAAGAACCGGCGAAAAAAUCGCGAAAAGGUUUAAGCAAAGGAGGGGUAGUAGCAAUAGUAAUGGUGAAUGUAGUAGCAUUGUUAAUUGUAGUGUCAUUUGUAGUAGCAUAUUAUUGUGGGAAAUAUUCAAGAGAAAGUUAUUCAAUGUCAGGAGGAAGUGAAUGUGGGAAAAGAAGGAGUAGUUAUUCAAGUGAAAAAAGAGUAUAUGCUAAUAAUAAUGGUGGAGAUAGUGAUGGAACAACAACUACUGAUAAGAGUAAGCUUGUGUUUUUUGAUAGGAGGAAACAGUUUGAACUUGAGGAAUUGUUAAGAGCAUCAGCUGAAAUGCUUGGGAAAGGUUGUUUAGGAACUGUUUAUAAAGCAAUUCUUGAUGAUGGUUGUACUGUUGCUGUAAAAAGAUUGAAAGAUGCAAAUCCAUGUGCAAGAAAGGAGUUUGAGCAAUAUAUGGAUGUUAUUGGGAAGCUUAAACAUCCUAAUAUGGUGAAACUUAGAGCUUAUUAUUAUGCCAAGGAAGAGAAAUUGCUUGUCUAUGAUUAUUUGCCUAAUGGGAGUUUGCACUCACUUCUUCAUGGGAACAGAGGACCAGGUAGAAUUCCAUUGGAUUGGACAACAAGAAUUAGUUUAGUACUAGGGGCAGCUAGAGGGCUAGCUCAUAUACAUGAAGAGUAUGCAGAUUCUAGAAUUCCACAUGGAAAUGUGAAAUCAUCCAAUGUGUUGCUUGACAAAAAUGGAGUGGCUUGUAUUUCUGAUUUUGGGUUGUCAUUGCUAUUGAAUCCUGUUCAUGCAAUAGCUAGAUUGGGAGGAUACAAAGCACCUGAACAAGCUGAAAUCAAGAGGUUAUCUCAAAAGUCUGAUGUUUAUAGCUUUGGAGUUUUGUUAUUAGAAGUGCUUACCGGUAAAGCUCCCUCAGAGUACCCUUCACCGACUAGGCCACGCGUUGAGGAGGAAGAAAUGGCUGUCGAUUUGCCUAAAUGGGUUCGAUCAGUAGUCAGGGACGAGUGGACUGCUGAAGUGUUUGAUCAAGAAUUGUUGAGGUACAAGAACAUUGAGGAGGAAUUAGUGUCAAUGCUACAUGUAGCUAUGGCUUGUGUUGUGCCACAACCCGAAAAAAGGCCUACAAUGGUUGAAGUGGUUAAGUUGAUUGAGGAGAUCAGAGUUGAACAAUCUCCAUUAGGUGAAGAUUAUGAUGAAUCGCGCAAUUCUCUAUCGCCUUCCCUUGCCACCACCGAAGAUGGACUGCCCGGUUACUAAUUUUCGUCUUCUCGGGUGUUUCACAAUCCCAGUGUAUGUUCAAUUUGCAGCAUCUUACUGCAAAUAGUAAUGGACUUAUGUUUCUUAUGGUAUGUUAGUAGUUAUAUGGUUGCUUUUUGUUAUUCCAAUUAUUUCACUUAUGGGAAGUCUGAAGAUGGAACAAGCCUAAGAAGUGCAGGAAUCAGUCCAUUGUGUAGUUUUCCUUAAUGUAAUGUAAUGUUAAUUCUUUGUAUUUAAUUCAUUUGCAAGAUUGUGUUCCAAGGCAAAGCUUCAAUAUA